Molecule: messenger RNA, 2010 nt
Organism: Ricinus communis (castor bean)
Lineage: Eukaryota; Viridiplantae; Streptophyta; Magnoliopsida; Malpighiales; Euphorbiaceae
Product: probable pectate lyase 8
Exons: 7
Coding region: 120-1475 (451 amino acids)
Molecular function (GO): pectate lyase activity
Source: RefSeq, a predicted model, not a curated record
GCUCCAUUCUCUGACUCCAACACUUUCUUUCUUUUCUCUUCUUUUCUUCUUUCUUUUCUUUUCUCUGGAAUUAUCAAGCAAAUUGUUACUAAUAGAGAGGGGAAAAAUAAGAGAAGGAAAUGGCAAUGGAGGUGUCUAAUUCUAAAUGGUUUUGUCUUUGCACGGCAGUUCUUGUUGUUAUGCUCGUCGGAGUUUUCGCUACUGCACGGAACGACGGCUUCUCUGGUUUCUUAAGGAAUAUUGUAGAAACAGAGCAUUUGGAGAGCUCAAACAACUCAUCAAUGGCAGCCAGUGGAGAAGAAAUUGAGGAAUGGAAAAAUGAGCAUGCAGUUGAUGACCCAGAAGAAGUUGUUGCCAUGGUUGAGAUGAGCAUCCGCAACAGCACCGAAAGGAGAAAGUUAGGAUAUUUCUCGUGCGGAACCGGCAAUCCAAUUGAUGACUGCUGGCGCUGUGAUCCCAACUGGCAGAAAAACCGCAAGAGACUUGCUGAUUGUGGUAUCGGUUUUGGCAGAAAUGCCAUUGGAGGUCGUGAUGGUCGUUUCUAUGUUGUUACUGAUGCUGGCGAUGAUGAUCCUGUUAACCCAAAGCCUGGAACUUUGCGUCAUGCUGUUAUCCAAGAUGAGCCCUUGUGGAUUGUGUUCAAAAGGGAUAUGGUUAUUCAACUGAAACAGGAACUUAUUAUGAACAGCUUCAAGACCAUUGAUGGACGUGGGGCCAACGUUCAUAUUGCUAAUGGAGCAUGCAUCACUAUCCAAUUUGUUACUAAUGUCAUUAUUCAUGGUCUUCACAUUCAUGACUGUAAACCCACUGGUAAUGCUAUGGUUAGAAGCUCACCGAGUCAUUAUGGAUGGAGGACCAUGGCUGAUGGUGAUGCUAUCUCUAUUUUUGGAUCAAGCCAUAUCUGGGUCGACCAUAAUUCACUCUCUCAUUGUGCUGACGGCCUUGUUGAUGCUGUUAUGGGUUCUACUGCCAUUACCAUCUCCAACAACCAUCUUACCCAUCAUAAUGAGGUGAUGCUGUUGGGCCACAGUGAUUCCUACACCAGAGACAAGCAAAUGCAAGUGACCAUUGCUUACAACCAUUUCGGAGAGGGACUUAUCCAGAGAAUGCCAAGAUGUAGGCAUGGGUACUUCCAUGUGGUGAACAAUGACUAUACUCACUGGGAAAUGUAUGCCAUUGGUGGAAGUGCUAACCCCACCAUCAAUAGUCAGGGCAAUAGAUAUAAUGCACCAGUUAACCCUUUUGCUAAGGAGGUGACAAAGAGAGUGGAAACACCUGCAGGCCAAUGGAAGAACUGGAAUUGGAGAUCAGAAGGUGAUCUUCUGCUAAAUGGCGCUUAUUUCACUCCAUCGGGAGCUGGAGCUUCAGCUAGUUAUGCUCGUGCCUCAAGCUUAGGUGCCAAGUCGUCUUCAAUGGUUGGAUCAAUAACUGCUAAUGCUGGUGCUCUUGGGUGCCGCAGGGGCCGUCAAUGCUAAUAUUUUUUAGUGCAUUAAAAUUGGUCAAAAUAGGCCAGUUCAAUCCUGCCUCAAUAGUUUCAGCCAUUGUUUUCGUUUUUACUUUUUUUUUUUUCCUUCAAAUCUAUAUGCAUUACCAAAAGUAUAUUGGCAAGUGUACAUUUUUUGCACAUGUCAUUAUAUUGUCAUACCCAUAUUUUCACCCCCAAGCCAGUUUGUCUAUCUGUUAUUUUUCAACCUCGGCCUGCUUCAAUCGAAAAACACCCCAAAACCAUUCUUCCAGGAGCAGGUGCAGAAGCGUUGUCCAUUUUUAUUUUUAUUUUUCUUUUCAGUUUCAUAUGCCAUUUUCCUUCUAACUACCAUUCAUGUGUCUUUUUGGGUCUAAAGUGUCAGUUUGUCUAGUCUUUUGAGUCUAUAGGAUUUGAUUGAAUUUGUGUUCUUUUUUCUAGCGAUACAAGCAAUAGCAUGGAUUUCAAUUUCAAUUUCAAUUUAUGGGAAGAAAAACUUUGUUACAGACGAUGCAUAGAUAUAGCAGUAGUGGUGCUCUUUAUUAUUA